This is a messenger RNA of Protopolystoma xenopodis, 372 nucleotides long. The record is from the annotation of a GenBank genome assembly. NCBI's taxonomy places the organism in Eukaryota, Metazoa, Platyhelminthes, Monogenea, Polystomatidea, Polystomatidae.
AUGACGGACGACGGCACAGCAUGGUUUUACGAAAUUCAUGAGACGGCUUCCCAAGGACUUCGGCCAUCUCAUAAACGUGGUGCCAAAACUGCAGCUCAGCAAAUCAUGUCCCAUCCCCUUUUCAUUUCGCGAGAGGUCUUAGAAGGGUUAAUUUUCGCCAUCUCUAUUUUUUACAUAAUCUGGACUAAGCCGAUUGCUAUUAACUUAAGAACAUUCUCAUCGGUCAACUAUAAUAAAUCCAAUAACUAUCCCUCAAAAUGGACAGCUUUUUGGGAUCUGUACACCUCUUCUGGUGCUCAAAGGACCACGCGCUUCCGUCUGGUACACUUCGGAGCCAGUCACCGAAUCAUCUACACAACCAUCAAACUCUGA